AUGUCGGGGUUCUUUACUUAUCGAAACUUCUCAUUACACGACACGCCUGCCUUGGAUGGGAAGGUGGCUGUUGUUACGGGAGGUCAAGCUGGCAUAGGGAGAGAAAUCGUUGCGCAGCUACUGUUGCACGGCAUUAAGAAAGUCUACGUUGUCGCGCGUAGCAAGAGCAAGUUCGCCAUAGCGCAGGAGGGAUGGCGAGAGCGGAAAGACAUUUUGCUCAGCGAAGACGACGACAGGGUUGAAUUCAUCCAAUGCGAUCUCGCGGACAUCAGAUCGGUGAAAGACGCCGCAGAGAAGAUCACUCGCAAGGCAGAGAGACUGGAUAUUCUGGUGUGCAAUGCGGGGAUGGGAUUGUCGCCAAAGUACAAGUGCUCCCCACAAAACGUGGAGAUCAUCUUCGCUAUCAAUUGCGUCGGCCAUCAGAUUCUGACGAUGCUCCUGCUGCCUCUCAUAAGGCGGUCUAUAACCCAGGGCAAGGCGAGCGAGGCGCGGAUAGUCGUCACCAGCUCCUCUCUCCACUCCGUGUGUCGCCAGCUGGACUUGGAUCUGCUGACUUCGCCGGAUCGACCCAAGUCUGCGAUGAUCGAUGGGUUAUGGCGUUACGGCCGAUCAAAGCUGGGCAAUAUCCUCUUCACACGGGAGCUGAAUCGCCGGCUCGAGAAACUGAGCAACGACGCGGAUCAAUACAUCUACGUGAACACGUUCUUCCCAGGUAACAUCGUUACGGAGCAGUGGAACGUCUGGAACCAGUAUUUUGGGAAGUUUGGGGGCAAAAUCAUGAGAGGUCUGUUCUCCUUGAUCGGCCAGAGCACGCAAGAUGGUGCGGCGACUGCCAUGUACCUGGCUGCGAGCCCCGCGAUUCGGGAAAAUAGAAUCAGGGGGCAAUACUUCAUACCUAUUGCGAAACCUUACGAUACAAGUAAGAUUGCCAAUAACAUGAAGCUCGCGAACGAGCUUUGGGACUGGAUAGAGGCGAAAGCAACAGAAACUUUGGGUCCAAAUUGGCAGAGCGAGGUCGGUGUCGCUCCCUCUGGAGGCAUAUAA
Aspergillus clavatus NRRL 1 is the source of this 1044-nucleotide messenger RNA. Its product is annotated as putative short chain dehydrogenase/reductase. The transcript is spliced from 5 exons. The coding region runs from base 1 to 1044 and encodes 347 amino acids. The record is from RefSeq and is a predicted model, not a curated record. NCBI's taxonomy places the organism in Eukaryota, Fungi, Ascomycota, Eurotiomycetes, Eurotiales, Aspergillaceae.